AUGAAGGAUACACUAAUUGCGUCCAUUGCAACCUCUCAUACGAAGAAGAUCAUCAUCUCCGACCCAACCAAGUUUCGUCACUAUGGUUCCAUUCCAGAGACAAUGUACCGAAGUGUUACAGCGCACAGUAAGGUGAUGGCUGAUUACAGAAACCUUAAUCCCAUAGAGCCGAGAGUUCUGACUACCGAACAACAAGCUGCUUUGGAUGCUCUUGACAAGCCAAGUAACCGAGGCAAACGGGUGACUGCAAAGAAGGAGACAACCGAGCAUGAAACCUCUAAGCCUUCCAAGAGCAAGAAGCGAAAUUUAGAGACAGAAAGUUCUUCUAAGCCUAAGAAGAUUAAACGAAUGGCACGAAAACCCAAGGGUCCAACUCCUCCACAAUCUGACAAUGAAGAUGAAGAAGACGAAUCUCAACAUGUGUCUCCAAGAGAUAAUACUCCACCUCAUUCUCCUACCCCAACUCAAGAAGUUAAAAUUCCCACUCCAUCUCCUUCCCCAAAACAAACACCUCCGAAACAGACACCUCCAACACUGACACCGAAAGUUCCAGUUUCGGUUGUUCCCACUACUACAACAGAAACUUCUCUACCACCUCCACCAGUUUCUUCUAUUUCUAUUUCCACAACACCUUUAUCCACUCCAAUAAUUACCCCAGUCACAAGCACUACAAUCCCUGAACAAACAACAAGGGUCAACGUAUCUCAUACGGGGGCACCUACUUCUGAUGAAGACACUAAAGCUCCUAUCAACCGCCAACACUUAGACAGUAUUCAUGAAAAUUUGGAUACAUUGCUUGCUGAUACUAAAGCCUAUGGAGGGGUUGUUCUUAAAGCUUUUGUGGAGACAAGUAUAGCGCAAUAUACAAAAGCUAUGGAUAAUUCAACUGAUGCCAUCAAAGAAUCGACUUCAGUUUGCAAGAAAUCCUCUGCUGAUGUUACUGAAGGAUAA
Molecule: messenger RNA, 951 nt
Organism: Lactuca sativa (garden lettuce)
Lineage: Eukaryota; Viridiplantae; Streptophyta; Magnoliopsida; Asterales; Asteraceae
Source: RefSeq, a predicted model, not a curated record